Messenger RNA from Marchantia polymorpha subsp. ruderalis, 1215 nucleotides. The record is from the annotation of a GenBank genome assembly. NCBI's taxonomy places the organism in Eukaryota, Viridiplantae, Streptophyta, Marchantiopsida, Marchantiales, Marchantiaceae.
ACGGGGGAUGUCCAUUUAUAGAAGCAAGCUCGUACUAUUUAUUGUUCACUCAGCUUCAAAGUUUGAUUCAAGUCCAGAUUUGACAGCAGCUUCAUCAGCUCGUACCGUGCCAUUCAUACCCCAACCAUCGAUAAAACCCCGAAGGAUCAGCAGGAGGUCGGACACUGGAAGUCCGCCUCGGCUACCUCCUUGCCUUUUUUUGUGAUUCGCAGGUUUGGACCAAACUUGAGUAAAGCAGCUGUGGCUGACCGUAGGCCGUGUUUUCUGGCCAAGGUUAGCGCGUUGGAUCAGCAGAUCACAGUUUGUCGAUGCACACUGCAACGUCGUACUAUUGUUCACUCAGCUUCAAAGUUUGAUUCAAAUCCAGAUUUGACAGCAGCUUCAUCAGCUCGUACCGUGCCAUUCAUACCCCAACCAUCGAAAAACCAUCGAUAAAACCCCGAAGGAUCAGCAGGAGGUCGGACACUGGAAGUCCGCCUCGGCUACCUCCUUGCCUUUUUUUGUGAUUCGCAGGUUUGGACCAAACUUGAGUAAAGCAGCUGUGGCUGACCGUAGGCCGUGUUUUCUGGCCAAGAUGGAGAGCGCUAUGGACUCCGCUCCUCACACCACGGAGCAGACCAAGAAUUUAGUACCCGAGAAGACGGUGCAGGCCCAGGCACACGCUGAGGGAAUGGGGCAGGCUGCCAAGGACAAGGCCAACCAGGCCGGUCAGGCCACAUCUGAUGCCGCCCAGACGACCAAGGACAAGGCUGCUGAGGCCAAGGACAAGGCAUGGCAUUUCGUGCGACAGGCUGGUGACAAGGUGAUGGAAAUUAUUACCACAAUUUCCACAGCUUGUAUAGCUUACAGCGCUUGGUGCAAUGACGAGUGAAAGAAGAGAACCAAAGAUAAAUUGAAGUUAUUAAAGUGCCAGAAGCAACAUCCAGUUCUCACGUGUCUAGAAUAGUCCACAGCACGGUUGCCAGGUGUAGGGCACGUAGAGACUCACGAGAGCGCAUCCAAAUAUAGUGCCGCCUCUAAAGUGGAAGAUAUUCUCUCUAAAAUAGCGACGAGUUGCUAGUCUAUAUUAUUGCUCUUGGCAUUGGCUAGGUGUUCUUUUGGUUCUCUCCUAGGUUGGAUUGUUUGUUUUCUGUUUUGGUCCCACGGGUUUGAUCUAUUUAUCAUUCCCAUAAAUUUUGCCAAUUUGUCCAACAUUCAUACGGAUAUAAAAUGAAA